Neolamprologus brichardi is the source of this 3546-nucleotide messenger RNA. NCBI's taxonomy places the organism in Eukaryota, Metazoa, Chordata, Actinopteri, Cichliformes, Cichlidae. The record is from RefSeq and is a predicted model, not a curated record.
ACGACCGCCAUCCGCCACUGCUGUAGGUCAGCGAUGGCCCAGGUGUUUACGGCUGGUGGAGGAGAUGAAGCCCAGUCCGGACUCUGUGUUGGUCGUCAUGGGCUCCCUGGAUGGAAGCACGCCAGUUGAGAGGCUGCUUUCUGCGAUUCAUCUGGAGAGGUACCUGGACACCUUCCAUCGAGCCGGUCUCCUAUUGGCUAGAGACUUCACACACCUCGACAGCGAUGCACUGGUCAGUCUGGGCAUAACUGCCACAGGACACAGGAAGAGAAUCCUACGAUUGGUCGGUUACAUCGAGAGGACAGAAGGCCAAAGAGCCAAUCGGAACGCAGAUCUCCCUCGUGACCGCUGUCAGUCAGUUUGUUCUUCGAAGCGCGGUCGCACCGAGUCGCCCCGUCAGGAGGUGAUCAGGAACAGCUCUGCUCCCGACCUCGCCGCCAUGCUGGCAAACUCCGAUGGCGGCAGGCCAACAGUGAAGCCGGUCCCCAAACCGAGAACUGUCUUCAAUCGCCGCAGGACCGCGCCCAUCCAGUUCACCCCAACACCCGACCCUGCUCCACCCCUACCUAGGAGGCUUUCCCAGGAGUCCAUCUGCCUCACUGUGCUGGAAAGUCUGAGCUCAGCGGACAUGCCCACAGCAGACAGUGCUUUGACCCCUGACCUCAGUGACAAGGCGCCGUCACCAAGCCGAAGGUCGAGCCAUGGGGAGAGAAAUGGGAACGGCCGCAGCAGGUCUCUGUCAGACACUGGAGGGUUACCGCCGGUUCCCCCGAGGCUGAACCGCAUCGUCCCCCCCGCCUCGAUGCAGGGGACUCCUCGCGCUUCUUCUUCUUCCCCUGUUCCCACAGAGCAUUUGCAGGCGCCGUCCUUCAUUUCCUGCACGGGUAGUCAUGACAACAGCAGGCUCUCUGGAUCCUCCCCCUCCGGUUCUCCCCGAGGAGGCCUAGAGAUGGUCUCCAAUGAGAUAUAUUGGGACACGUUACACAGCUCUGCUGCCCCCGGUGGGAAGAGGAAUUAUUGCAGCCAGCAGUCGGCUCCUCCCACUCCACCCAGACAGACACCUGAGAGGAACUGCGAGAGGAACAGUGGCAGCACUUUAAGUAACAACUCUUCAGGAUCAGCCAGAGCCUCCACGGACGACCCCGAGGACGAGAUCAGCCCAUACUGUGAGACUGUUUUCCAGACCCGGAGACAUCCUCCUGCCGCUGAGAGCGAGAGAAGCAGACAUGAAGGAAGGGAGGCGAGGAAAGAGGAGAAGCACGCAGAGGAUCAUGGGGGUCACAGGUUCUCGUGGACGAAGCGUUUUUCGCAGCCGUUUCACUCCGGGGACUCGCCAGGUUACAGCACUGUGGGAGAAGCUCCACCCUCCCUCCGCUGUCUCUCGCUGCCCCACCACGCCCUCCCCUGCGAGGCCGACGAGGACCUUACCAUCUCCCCCUACGCCAGCUACACCUCCCUGACCGAGAGAGCCCCGCCCAUCAUUAGCGGCUGGCUGGACAAGCUGUCUCCGCAGGGGGGUCGGAGGUCAUCUCUGCCCGUUCUGCUGUGUGUCCUUCUGUCUGCUCCUCCCUGUGUCUCCUUCCUCCUGAGGACAUGCCUCUGCCUCGUCACUGUCCUUUCCUCCUCUUCCUACACUCGUUUGGACUCAUCUCCUCUCACCUGUUCUCUGUUUCAGGAUGCCUACCCAAAAGGAGUCAUCCCAUUGGCUGCCAUCCAGAUGGCCCGUCCAGCCAAAGACAAUAAAUUUGAAAUUGUGACGAGUCACCGGAUCUUUGUGUUCAGGACGGAUAAUGAAGUACUGCGGCGGCGCUGGGUGUCCACGCUGCAGGAACACGUCAGAGAUCAGCUGGUAUUUGGACGCCGGCGUUUUGGUCCUGGAGCUCACUGCCAGAAACAUGGGGGCCUGGAACUCAAAGGAACCAAAUCCAAAGUGUACGCUGCCAUCAAAACGGACCAGAUCUGGCUCUACAAGAGCGAGCAGUGUUUCCGUAACGGCAUCGGCAUCACGGUGAUCGAAGCUCGCGGAGCAACGAUCCGAGAUGGAAAACACAAGAGCUUCGACCUCAUCACGCCGUAUAAAACUUUCAGCUUCACCGCAGACUCAGACCGGGACAAACGGGACUGGAUGGAGGCACUGCAGGAAGCGAUCGCAGAGACUCUGUCAGAUUACGAGGUGGCCGAGAAAAUCUGGUCCAACCGCUCCAACAGGAUGUGCGCCGACUGCAAGGCCCUGAACCCCGACUGGGCCUCCAUCAACCUGUGUGUGGUCAUCUGCAAGAACUGCGCAGGCCAGCACAGAGGGCUGGGCACGAUGGUCUCCAAGGUUCAGAGUCUGAAACUGGACACGAGCGUGUGGAGCAACGAGAUCGUUCAGCUCUUCAUCAUGCUGGGGAACGACCGGGCCAACGACUUCUGGGCGGCCCGUCUGUCCGUCUCUGAGGAGUUGGACUGCGAUGCGUCGGCCGAGCAGAGGAGAGAGUUCAUCGCCCAGAAGUACCGCGAGGGUCGAUACCGCCUCGCCCACCCGGCGUUCAGCAGCCAGGAGGAGCUGCUCAAGAACACCUGCGUCAGUGUCAGUUUGCUCCAGUUGCAGCAGUGCAAUAUUUCUCUUUCGUUGAUGUGAUUGGCUGACAGUGUUUAUCUGAUAAUGUUGUGCUUUUAUCGGUCAGAUCCCAGCGUCUACGAUGAAAUCAUGCACCCGGUUCUUCACUCUGGGUACCUCUACAAGUCGAGCUCUGCCAACAGAGGAACGAUGUCCAGAAAAAACAGAGAAGACUUCCAGAAGUUCUGGUGCUCGGUGGAUCAGUCUCUGGUCUUCUAUGAGUCGGAUCGAUCAGCUGAUCCCAGCCUGCAGAUCAGCGCUAAAGACAUCGUGUGUUUGGGCAUCAGUCGACCCGACUCCUCCAACAACAACGGAUUCAUUGACAGGUUUCGUUACACCUUCGAGUUGUAUCUGACGACGGAGAAACUCUUUCUGUUUGGCUUGGAAGCGGCCGACGAGCUGCACAGCUGGACCAAAGCCAUCGGAAAGGCUGCCACGCCGCUCAGCUGUCACUGCCUGCUGACCCGAGAGUUUGAGCGGGUCGGGCUUUUACGGUACCGGGCGAUGCUGGAUCCUCAGCAGUGGAAGGAGGCUUACUUUGUCCUGCAGAAGUCCAACCUGUUCAUCUGUCCCCGCAAUGACGGCGCCGCCGAGGACAUCAUCAACCUCAACCGCCUGCAGGAGCUGAGUAUCACCUCCGAGAUGGAGAACCAGGAGAAGAAAGACAUCCUGGUCCUGGUGGAAAAAGGAAGAACGCUCCACCUGCAGGGCGUUGGUCGCGCAGACUUCUCUCUGUGGUACUCCGACAUUCAGCGAGCAGCCGGCGGUAAAGGAAACGCUCUGAGAGACCAGCAGAUGAGCAGGAACGACAUCCCCAUCAUUGUGGACAGCUGCAUCGCCUUCAUCACACAGUACGGUGAGGAAGACUGAUUAAUGAAAGACCAAGACAGACUUUUAAUUCAUUUGAAAGCCUGAUGCUUAACAUUGUCCACCCCAGCUGUGAA